AUGCCAAAUUCAGAAAACACGACUUCUUUGUACCGCCACGAUGGCCUCCGUAGUGAUAACUCUAAGCAUCACUACGGAGAUGUUACUAAUAGAUUAGAGUGGGGUUUAGGAUUAUUGAAAGAUAAUUUGUAUUAUCUUAGAAUUGUUGCAAAAACGAAGAAUCGACGAUCCGGUGAAGCACCUUAUCCCAAGACUGAAAAUACAUUACCGUCUUCCAGACUAUCUUCUAAACAAACGACAAAUAUAUCUUUUGGAAUUAGGCAAGCUAUCAAUAACCCCUCAACCACCUCACCAUCUAAUAAAAAAAAUUACGAGAAACGGCGAAUAUCUGAUGUUGGCACAAAACCAAGUUGUAUUCCAUUAUCUAAAAAAUCUCCAGAGAAAACUAGUCGUGCUUCAAUAUCACCUGUAAAGCCGAAUUUCAUUAAAUCAGAGAAAACUGGAGAAGUUGUUUCUCAGCCAGACAGUAAAUCUAGAGUGGAUUCAUCCGGAAUUAAAUCUUUGUAUAGGAGCUCAGAUAAAGUCAAGAGUGAAAGUAAUAGUAAUCGUAAUGACAGAAGGCAUCGAGCUCAAAAGGAAACUGAAAAUAUUAGCGAAAAAAAUCAUAAUUCAAAGAAAAGACUGACUAGCAUAGUUACUUCUCCGAAACGAAAGGAUGUUGAUAAGGACGAAUUCUCUGAAAUAACGUUGAGUGUUAAAUCUCACACAAAUCCAAAAAGUGAUACUACUGGUGUUAGCGAAUCCUCCCAAGAUAUGUUUACCCUUCAUGAAACAGUCAGAGCUCAUGCAAGCAGUUCCAGACUUUCUCAAGAGAUGGACAGCUUAGCUGCAUUAACAAAGCAAACUUUAGACAGAGUUAACAAAUUAUCAAGUAACUUAACUAGUAAUAAGUUAAAUUUAAAAGCGCCUGAGCCUCGUUGUAAUUCUAUAUUUUCGUCAAUAUCCGAACAACAAAAUAAUAAUCAUACUUACAAUUAUGGUCUUAUUAAUGAGAAACCAAUUCAUAAUAGAGGUGUAAGUGAAAGGUUGAAAGAUAUUGAUACAGCAGCACAACGGUUAAUAGAUUUUGAAAGGCAAAGUGCAAUGUUUUCUGAUCUCAAUAAUGACCCAUCUAGUCAAAAUCGCCGUCUUGAUAAUUCCCAAAUGUCAUAUCAUACACCGGUAUCAAUUUUAAAAAGAAAAUCAAUUAAUGAAGAAAACACGGUUUCUAAUGCUCCUAAUAAUGUAAUCGCUUCGCCACCUGUUACCUUUUCGCCGAGUGUUGUUGAACCACGAAACUGCCGUUCUGGAAAUCGUCAAAGACAGGGUAUACUUAAGAAACGGCGUAGCUUAGACGAGUCGCAAGUUGCAAGAAGACGGUCUUGUAGUCCAGAAGUUUCUUUUGCUGAUGAUGGUUCCUCAGAUAUUAGUAAACCAAUUCUAAAAAACAGAAGAUCAUCCUUAGAGGACGUUGUUCGUAACAGAUCACCGGACGGCCAAAUUCAAGGUAUUCUUAAAAGAAAAUUGAGUAGAGAAGAGGAACUUACGAAUGAUGAUUUGUCGCAUAGCUCACCAGAACCCCAUGGUAUUCUUAAACGAAAAUCUAAUUCUAGCUCCAGUAGUAGUACAACCUCUUCGCAUGUCUCUAUUGCUCAAGCUGUGCUUUUAGCUGCUGCAGGUGGUGCAGAGAUAGUAGAAGAAGAAAAGGAAUUUGUAAGACCUAUUUUGAAGAAAAAAAGUUUUUCUGAAGAAAGACCGUGCCCUGAUAUUUUGCCUUCUGAGACUCCAAAGCCAAUUUUAAAGAAAAAGUUGACGGAGCACGAUGAUCAUGACUUCGAUUUGCCUAAGAAACCAAUUCUUAAAACCUCAAAAAAACUGUCAGGUGAUGAAGGACAUGCUUCUAGUUUCGAUUUGAGCGAAGACGACAGAAGCUCACGUAGACCUUCGCUUCUUAGAUCAAAAACUUCUGAUCAUUCCAGUUCAGAAUGUGAGGCGACUGUUAAACCUAUUUUGAAGCAACGUGGUUCCAGUCUUACCAGAGAUCGGAGUCAGUCUCCACGUGCGCGUCUUUCGUUUUGUGCAGAAAACGUUACAAACAUUUGCGUAACAAAUUUUUCGAGUGAUACAAGCGAUUUGUCGACGGCUGGACCGCGGCGAGUUUUAAAUAUUGCACCUGAUCAAGAAGAAAGUUAUCCAAGCGCAGUUAUCCGCCGGAGAAACCUUCGACCUAAAAUCAAUCCACGAUCGAUGAGUUUAGUGUGUGAUGUCAAUGAUGAAUUACUCUCAAUUUUGAAUAAUCGCAGACUAAAAGUGGAUGAGAAUUGUGAGAAUAAACAACGACAUUUGUGGGGACAAGACACAAAUUUAAAUGAUAAUAGUCCAAAAACAUUUCCAUCUAUCGCAUCGCGGAUUAAGUGCAUGGAGCAAGCCUUAACGAAGGAAAUGUUUUUAAAAGACCAGCCCUCAACAUCAAAAUCAAAACCUCGUGAUAAGGAACGUUACAAAACACAGCCUGUGACAGUCGACGAGAUGAGAUCAAUCUCUUCAAGUUUGGAGCCGAGCCAAGCGAGUUUCCAAGCGUAUGGCUCCGCGGGCUGUAGUUUUCCGAGUCAACCCGUCGAGUUCGGUGCUGCUAUCUCGACUAAGGGCUCCUACGUGGGAAAACCCGGAAAAGAUCCUUUCGAAGACCUACAUUCUCCGCCUUUUGGAGCGUAUUCCUACAAAGUGAAAUUACCUACAGAAAUUGACUCACCAGAAAGUGCCUCUAAUCAAGCGGAUCGCUACGGUGAAGCCACGUUCCUUGAUUUUGAAAAUAUAGGUGAAAGUCCUGAAACACACCAGUCUCUUGAAGAGAUAGAACAGGCGGUAAACAAGGUUCGUGUAGCCUUAGAUGAAGACAGCCGCGCAUUAGAAGAAGAUGAGAGGCAGCAAGGAGAAGCUGAUAAUUGGAGCUUAAAUGUGUCUUGUGACAGUGGAGUGUACAACCGAGCGUCAUCUAGAGACUCUGGACCACAUUCUGGCGAAGAACUAGGCUUGAUCGAAAGCCAAGAAAUUCAAGAUAAUACGACCAACAGCAGUAACGAUUGGUCGUGUACGUCUAUAGAGCGCGAUCUCAUUGCAAUGGAAAGAGAAAGGAAAUCCACCGAGAAUGAGGCAUUAAGAAGUCCUGAAAGAAGAGAAAGUGACGAUGAGAGUAACGAAAACCACAGCGGAUUUGCUCUUGGCUUGGUCAAGAGCAACAGCGUUGUGGCUCGCGCUAGUAUGUGGCAACAGCUGCAACAGCAAGCUAAGGGAACGCCUAAACCACUGAUCCGUCACAGUCGUUCAAAGUUAAAAGAGAGUCCUUCCGUCGUGGAGAGAUUCAAAACUCAACCUAUCAUUCAACCUCAGAGCGUCAUGGAGCCUUCCAAUGAAAGGCUGCCUCUCGCUCAGUCCAAGAGCACAGCUAAUGUGUUAGACAGAGACGAAGAUGCUAAGUUAGACGAAGAUGAUCCGGCAAAGAUGUCGCUUGCGGAGAAGAUGAGGAUGUUUAACGCGAAGUUGACUCACAAACCGCCCGUAGCUGGUCUACCGAGGCCAAAGGAAGAGAGGGUGCCAAGAGCUUCCCGUCUGAGGACGAUGCCGGUGCUGGCCAGCCAGGUGCAAGAGGCGAUGGAACAGAACGAGAGGCUAACUAAGUCGCUGACUCAUGAAGAUGUGCCGCGUAGUUCCGAUUUCCAACUCAAAAUGGAGUUGUUCCGCUCUGCGAGCGCGCGGAACACGUCGCUAGAGUUUCUCAUGCGGCAGAACUCAAAGUUUAGAAGCUUAGACUUGGAUGAUAAUCCACCAUCAGAGCGCGCUCAAAGAAUGAUAACUCCAGAAGUCCGUGGCAUAUUGAAGUCGGGAUCCACAGUGGUGCCUCCGAGGCCUAAGACUUUGGCGAAGGGGGAAAGCUCUGAGGGCCUAAAAGAUGAAGGCAUCGAUAGUUCAUCAGACGAUGAAUCCGCGUCCGCAUCGAGCGUCUCAUCCUCUGAGAAGAGUUGCUCCUCUUCAGACAAUUCUGAGGAACUACCCGACCCGAAGCCGAGACGUUUUCAACGCAAAAUCAACAAAUUGAAAUCAUCCAAAACCGAUUCGGAUCUCGCUAGGACGCUACAAGAAACAUACCCUCGUAAAAUUCAAUUACCAGGUGCGAAUGAGCUAAAGGAGCGUCUUAACCAGGUGAAUAAUGUUGACGAAAAGCUUCCAUUGUUAGGUAAACUAGGCAGGAGAGCGACUGAAGAGAGCAACGAACAAGAUGACGAGAAAAGCACUCGGUACAGAAGGUUCGUGAAGAAACCUGACGAACCGAUACAAUUGGGCAAACUCAGACGGCCAACAGAGAAAACUGUGAAUCAAGCCGUUGAAGAAAAACCAGCACCUGUUCUAAAAAUUACGGCUAUGAAUCAAGCCGCAAAGAAUAAGUUCUUCGGAGUGGACACCGAGAAGAAAGAGAAGAGUAUUGAUGAACUGACAGCUGCUGUCCGAAAGUAUAUUCCGGCGGUGAACAAAUCAAUGUCUACGCACACUAUGGAAGUGGCCGGCUCGGGGAGCGACGGAGAAAGCAGCGGCGGUAGAGAGGUGCGGCACAUCAACACCAGAGUUCGGCACAGGGUGGCUGGCGGUGUGCAGAGGAGUGCCACACAUGCCGACAUGCCGCACCGAGGGGGCACCAUUGCCGAAAGGCUAGCGGCUCUGCAGGCAGCUGGCGCUAACGACUGGCGCGCUAGAGUCUGCCGCCUCAGCCCGGAAAGAGAGGACGCCAAAGCUAUUGAACGCGUCAAGAACCGCAUCAACGAAUCUCUUAAUUCAGCAGUAGAUGACAAAAAGAAGGUUCAAAUUGAUGAAAAUGAACUAGGCCCUAACAUUUUAGCCGAUAGAAGGAAUAAGCUUGAAACAGCUGCACAAGGUUGGCGCAAACGCGUACCCCAGAGCGAUGCGUCGCUGUUCACUGUGGCCGGUCGGUUGGAGAGGGACAAGGUCGCGACUGCGACGCCACCCCUCACUCCGCCCCCGAACCCACCGCAAGCCGUCACUCCUGGCGUACCAGCCCCAAAUAAGUUUAGAUCCCGCAAAGCACCCACUUCGCCUACCAAUGGCUUUGCUUCGGGCCCACUUCGCUCUGCUUCCUGCGCCGUGGUUGGCGCGGCCGAAGCGAAGCAGAAAGAACCCCCGCGCGUUGACCGCGAAUCCUUCAAGCGAAGCCACUCCGUUAGUGAAAGCAUCAGUAAGGUCGAUGAGAGCGAGGAGUCCCCUGGUGCGGAGAAGUCCGGAUGUCCAGUGCGCAUUCCGAAGGCGGACGACGAAACCUUCCAUGCGUUUUUUGCUCCACUACAGGAGAGGGAUAACGCGCCCGCAGACCUUGACCUUGAUUUGGAUGCUAUUGAUAGUGGAUCAAGACAACUGCUGGCGAGCGAGUGGACGCGGCGUGCGAAACGAGAGCGACGUCACGCGGCGUCGCGUAACCCGCUGCGUGCACUGGCGGCGCGCACCGACCUGCGCGACGAGUACCGCGCGCAGCCCUGCACGCUGCGCGACCAGCUCGUCAAAGAGAGAGCGACCGCAAAUUGCGGCUUAGCAGCUGAAGCGUUGGCUGCGUUGGCUAGCAAAGAAGAUUUUUCUAACGUUGCUUUAAGAAGUGCGUCCUCUACCACCAUCCCAAGCCAGGGCACCAAGCCGCUGAUGUUACUUCACGUUAAGGGACGAAGAAGAGUGCAGACGAGACUCGUGGAGCCUGUGCACUCGAACGUAAAUCGCGGUGAUUGCUUCCUACUGGUUACUCCCGAUCAAGUUUUCUUGUAUAUUGGACUUUAUGCAAAUGUAAUCGAGAGGAACCGAAGCACAGACAUCGCUUUACAUAUCCAUAACACAAAAGAUCUCGGUUGCAAAAACUCUACAGGGGUAAUUAAGAUCGACGAACAAACCAAAAACUAUUCCAACAAACAUUGGAACCAAUUCUGGUCACUUCUCGGCGUCACCGAAGAUAUUGAAAACUAUAAACCAAUCGAAACGGGACAUGCAGAUGAAGACGAGAUAUUCGAAUCGUGUAUCGUCCAAACCAACAUGUGCUAUGAAGUGAUAGACGAUGAGCUGGUGCCAAUAAAGGAGUAUUGGGGCCAAGUCCCAAGAAUCGCUAUGUUGAAUCAGUCGAAAAUAAUCGUUUUCGACUUUGGUUCCGAGAUGUAUAUAUGGUAUGGAAAGAAUGUCCCUCUAGAAAGUCGAAGACGAGCGGCGCAACUGGCUCAGGAGUUGUUCGACGAUGGCUACAAUUAUGAGGAAUGUCACAUUAACCCACUGAACGCAGCUGUCUACCAAGGCGCUAGAGAAGAAGCGACAAGUCCACUUGUAAAAGCGUCGAAAUCCAGACCCGAAUGGGCGAUACUGUCCAAAAUAACCCAACACAUGGAGACGAUAUUGUUCAAAGAGAAAUUCCUCGACUGGCCAGAUUACAGUCGAGUUAUCAAAGUGAAGCCGCAAGAGAACAAAUCGAACAGCGUCGAGAUAACACCUUGCGAUGCCGAGGAGAUGUGGUCGAACGAAUAUGAAGAUCCCGAUCUGGUACUAGAAGGUUCUCAUCUCGGACGUGGCACUCACUACUACGAUAAGGAUACCAUGCGGCAUUAUGAUAUCAAGACCAAGUCAGUGUGCAAAUGGUUGAUACAAGAAUAUGACUACCAGAAAGUUGAAAACGACUCUGAAGUCGGAGAAUUCUUCUCAGGCGAUAGCUAUAUUAUUAGAUGGGAAUAUCAGGUUACGGUUACCGGUAGAGAGUUGAAUGGAAAACCUUCCAAACACAAUUUAACAGGAAGAGAUCGCUGCGCGUACUUCUGCUGGCAAGGCAGAGACGCGUCGUCCAGUGAAAAAGGCGCCGCUGCCUUGUUGACUGUUGAAUUGGACAAAGAAAAAGGACCUCAGGUUCGAGUCGCUCAAGGAGCCGAGCCUCCCGCCUUCCUCAAUCUUUUCCAAGGGAACCUGAUAAUCCACCAAGGCAAAAAGGGAAUCGAUAAGAGCCGCUACAAACUAUUCGUCACGCGCGGGAACGUGUCCAACGAGGCCUACCUACUGCAAGUGCCGUGUUCGGUCAGACAGUUACGUAGUCGUGGAUCGCUACUCUUAAUUGACACGGAGAAAGGUUACCUUUAUAUCUGGCAUGGGAGUAGAAGUCUGAAACACACAAAGAACGUCGCCAUCGAGUUAGCGAAUAAACUGAUAGCGCGUAAAUCGAAUUAUUUAUUCGGUGAUAAUGCUUCAGACAUCAAAAUAACCGAAGUUAAAGAGGGCGAGGAGCCCAAGGAAGUGCUGGAAGCGUUGGGCGUGGCAAAUAAGCAGUAUUAUAAUUCGAUGCUAUCGGGUAAAGAAGCGAACUGUGACGUGACGUUAAGACUGUUUCAUUUCACGGACUUGGGCGGUCAGUUCGAAGCCAACGAGGUCCUGUCGCCGUUGCGCCACGAGCAUCUGGUGACACCCUUCCCUUUUGAACAAAAGGAGUUGUAUUCGGCUUCGCAACCCGCUUUAUUCCUGGUGGACGAUGGACAGGCGGUGUGGCUGUGGCAAGGCUGGUGGCCACGAGGUGAAGAUGGCGAGCUGGAACCGGCCGAGAUUAAUGCCGGUGUGGGCGCGUUUGCGGCGCGCUGGCAGGCGCUGCGGCUAGCAGCGCUGCGCACGGCCGACGCGUACGCACGCACUGCGGCCGCCGCGCAGCCCGCGCGUGCGCACACCGACGUGAGCCUGGUGGCCGCCGGCCUCGAGCCCAGCGCCUUCGCGCACCUCUUCGACACCUGGCAAGAGCACGAUCAGGCCGCCGAGGCCAACAUUGCGCACGGGUAUAAGGCAGGCGAGGUGAUGUCGGGACGUUGCGAACUGUCGAGACUCGCCAACUGUGACGCACUGCUGCCGCUUGCAGCGCUGCAGCGGCGUCCGCUCCCCGACCACGUGGACCCACAUCACCUAGAGCGGCACCUGUCCUCGCCCGACUUCAUGGAGGCUUUCGGCAUAACCAAAGAGGAAUUUGCAGCUCUACCCGCUUGGAAACAGACCAACAUGAAGAAGGACGUUGGCCUGUUUUGA
Parnassius apollo (apollo) is the source of this 8064-nucleotide messenger RNA. The record is from the annotation of a GenBank genome assembly. NCBI's taxonomy places the organism in Eukaryota, Metazoa, Arthropoda, Insecta, Lepidoptera, Papilionidae.